AUGACACGGAAGCGCAGAAGGUGGGAUCGUGUGAGUGAGAGGAGGGAGGUGGGCAAACAGUCCUCAUCCAGUCACACUUCCUCCGACAACCAUCCACCAUUCCGCAUGGAUAAGACCAUUCUUCAGGAGGUGCUGGAGGAGGUGAGCACCUCGGGUCGAGUGUUCGAUUUUCGACGGCAGUUUGUGCAAGCUAGAUUGCGAAGGAACGCGAUGAAUGGCAAUGCGGAGGAGGAGGAGGAGGAGAUGACGUAUGUCUUUGUUGACAGGAAGGAGCAGAGUGUGUUCGAGAGGAUGGCAGGUGACUUGAGGGAGAUGAACGAGGAGUUGGACAAGAAGGACGAGAGUGGAAUUGGCGGUGUUGAAGAGGAUGCGGAGCAGUUGCAAAGGGAGGAGGAGGAGGAGGAGGCGAGCACUGUGGUAUCGCAGACGACCGAGGGGAGCGACAGCGAUGGCACGACUUCGAGGCAACUCUCGACUGAGAGGCAGUGCUAA
This is a messenger RNA of Hydatigera taeniaeformis, 492 nucleotides long. Lineage: Eukaryota; Metazoa; Platyhelminthes; Cestoda; Cyclophyllidea; Taeniidae. The record is from the annotation of a GenBank genome assembly.